This is a messenger RNA of Phytophthora infestans T30-4, 908 nucleotides long. RefSeq lists its product as uncharacterized. Bases 397 to 819 code for a protein of 140 amino acids. Lineage: Eukaryota; Oomycota; Peronosporomycetes; Peronosporales; Peronosporaceae. The transcript is spliced from 2 exons. The record is from RefSeq and is a predicted model, not a curated record.
GGUGCACACGUGAUGUUAAAGCGUCGGUGCUCCGUCACAUCAGUGCGGGCGAUGUAGUGGGCGGCGCGCACGAUCUCAACGUCCAGUUGGCGAAGGAAGUACGUCACACCCACAGCCGCCACCACAGCGAUGAUCUUGAGCACCCAUCCGAACGAUCCCGUAGCUGGGGGAGCGGGCUCCUCCUGCUUCUUGGCGUCGGUCUUCGUGUCCACGACCUCUUUUGUCGUGGCUGUGGUGGCCGACUUGACCUUCUUGGCGUUCUUGCGGGCCAUCGCGACGAUGAUGAACUGCGGACGCGCAAAACUUGACAAGUGGCUAAAAGGGGAAUAUUCGGUUGAAUCAAGGGUGGGAUUUGCAAUUUGAAGGAUUAGAGUUUGGCUCCAUUUGUGCCAAAAAAUGAGUACACGGACGACGGAGGUGAAGGCAGCGGAAGCGCGGCUCGCGCUGCACCGCGACGAUGCGGUUCAUGCUAAAGCUCAGUUGUCGGAGUCUCUGAAUGCGCUAAAGGAAGCACAGAGUCAGUUGCUGGUGAAGAGGCUGGACGAGGCGAUUAGGGAGCAGCGCAACGUGGAGCAGGAGGCGCUCGCGUACUCGAAGAACGUCAACAGGCUGUACCAACGCGCAGCCAAGUGGAAAGCUGAUCAGAAGCGCUUUCGAUCGAGUUUAGACGGACUGGAUCGGUUUGCUGAGUGGGCAGCCGCUGCCGAGAACGAUUUACACGCUAUUGCUGGGAAUUUGGAGUACGUGUGGUCGGUGCUGGAGAAGGAGCAAGAAGCCACAGCCAACGGCGGAUACGCCCGGGCAUACGAGUCCACGUAAAGUGCUUCGAGUUAGCUUGGCGCUGCUACAUGGAUACACUAUCGGUAUAAAUGCUUUGAACCGUGCAUUAAUAAGGUGGAGAUAUUUAA